This is a messenger RNA of Selaginella moellendorffii, 684 nucleotides long. RefSeq lists its product as uncharacterized. The record is from RefSeq and is a predicted model, not a curated record. NCBI's taxonomy places the organism in Eukaryota, Viridiplantae, Streptophyta, Lycopodiopsida, Selaginellales, Selaginellaceae. The transcript is spliced from 3 exons. The coding region runs from base 127 to 651 and encodes 174 amino acids.
GAAAUCUCUCAAUCCAGAGGAGGCACAACCCAGUGAAGUUAUCAGCGCUGCUCAGCGAGCAGAGAAGAAAUAGGAGGAGGAGCACAAACAGUGCACCCUUACAGAGAGAAUGAGCAGCUACAGUGGAUGGGCCAAGCGACAAAGCAACCACCUGUACUUGGCGCCGCCGAUGAUGAUCAUGCAUUCAUUCGUAAGCAGAGUGGCAAGCGCAGGAGAGGAGGAAUGCCAGAGUGCCAAGAAGGAAGAAGGGAUGGAGGCAAAAAAAAAAUAGAAGAGGAGAGCGACCUUCGUGUGCUACGCUGCUGCUCCUGCUGCUACAGUGUUCCUGCGCUCGCUUGUGCCCACAACACUCUGGAACAGUCUGAUGAGAACUCAUCGAAAAGGGAGGGAUCAGUCAUUACGAAACACCAGAGAGAAAGAGAAAGACGCCCCACAAGCCACAGCGCGCGCCUCUACUUAGACCUAUUGUCGGGGAGCAGCAGUGAACGCAUGGCUACCAUUCCACUCGCACAGAGCGAGCUCUCGCUCAUAUGCGAGGACUUUAAACCUCCCCCCCUUUGUCCGGCUAGCCACCUCAGCCCUAGACGAGCCGAUGUGUUAGCACCUGCUAUCGCCACGUCAUCACAAAACACUUGUCAGAUAGGGCUGUGAAAAAAAGAACAUACUAAUAGAAAUAUUUCAAUA